Magallana angulata is the source of this 1081-nucleotide messenger RNA. Its product is annotated as homeobox protein engrailed-1-B-like. The record is from RefSeq and is a predicted model, not a curated record. Gene Ontology annotation, biological process: multicellular organism development; regulation of transcription by RNA polymerase II; neuron differentiation. Gene Ontology annotation, cellular component: nucleus. The transcript has 2 exons. Lineage: Eukaryota; Metazoa; Mollusca; Bivalvia; Ostreida; Ostreidae. Gene Ontology annotation, molecular function: RNA polymerase II cis-regulatory region sequence-specific DNA binding; DNA-binding transcription factor activity, RNA polymerase II-specific. The coding region runs from base 111 to 752 and encodes 213 amino acids.
AUCUUUAUACCACUUGAAUGCUAAGUCAAGGUCAAUAGAAUAGCAUUGUGAACAAGCUUUUAAAAUUUUUUAAUUCAUUUCUAACAGAAAUCUUUGUUUAUCUUUAAAAUAUGUCGGACGUGAAAGUGAAAGUAGAACUUCAAAGUGAUGGGGAAGAUUAUGAAAUUGACAUUGAAACAGAUACAGAGGUUGUUCAAAAAAAUUCUUUAGAAUUGUUAAGAAGCGGACCUUUUACAAAUUUCUCCAUUGAAGAAAUUCUGAAGCCCGAUUUUGGCUCGAAAAAGCGGAGAAGCGUUUUUGGUCAGUUCAGCCACCCUAGUCCAAAAGUCUCACCUAAAGAGCAAGACGAGAACCGAUCCCCACCCAAGGGGUCAGCCGGUCCUCUCCCCCUCCCUGCCUGGGUAUACUGCACCAGAUACUCUGACAGACCAUCUUCUGGUCCGAGAUCGAGAAAAAUCAGAAAGAAAGAGAAAUCGCCACAGGACGACAAAAGACCAAGGACCGCCUUCUCUAACGAACAGCUGCAGAGACUAAAAGUAGAAUUCGAAAAGUGUCAAUAUCUCACGGAACAGCGGAGACUGGAACUGGCAAAGACAUUGAAUCUCUCGGAGGGACAAAUAAAAAUCUGGUUCCAGAAUAAACGCGCGAAGGUCAAGAAAUCCUCGGGGGGCAAGAACAUUUUGGCUCUCCACCUGAUGGCCCAGGGCCUGUACAACCACUGUACGGUAUCAGGGGAUGGGAUGGAGCAAUGACCACAUAUGUCCCUGCAUCGAUAUCGUCAUUCUAUGGGCAAAGAAUGAGACGGUUCAAAUCAAAGGGAUAUAGGAUCGAAGCUAGGCUGUGAUAAUUUUGUGGACGAGGACCUAAAAAUCGUUUUUGAAAAUUCGCUCGUGCGUGUACUCUGCAAUAGGGUGAUAUUUGGGCACUAUCAUCAAUGUUGAUAUAUUACAUAUUUAUUAUGAUGUUGAGGUUCCUGUUGUGCUAUUAUUAAUUUUGUACAUAUUUUAGAUAUUAUAUAUUAGUCAUAUAGAUAACAUUAAUUUAUGAGAUGCAAUGUAAUGAAUAAAAAUAUUUAGCUUUA